AUGACAGCUCAGAAAAAAGGAGUUGAAAUACCAAUUCAAAGUUUAGAAUUUAAUCCUAAGUGUAGACAUGGUCCAACAAUUCUUUUUUCUGUGAAAAAUAGUGAUAAAAAAUAUUUUUCGUGCUCUUGUCAAAGAGAUCACGAAUGUUUUUACAUGGAUUUCAACACAUUUAGUAAAAAGAAUCUUAAUGACAUAUGCACAGAUGACAAUCAACUUAAUGGAAAAAAGUUUAAUUCUGCAGAGAACAACAAAACUGAGUCAUUUAAUGUCAGUUAUUCCGAAUUACUAGCGUUAGUGCCUUCCCAACGAACAUAUUGCAAAACAUGUGAAAUCUUUACUAAAAUAGUAUCAGCUCACAAAACACAUAAAUACAUUGAAGACAUCAGUGAUAAACUUCUUAAAGAACCAUCUUUGUUCCUACCUCAAUUGGAUAAUGACACAUUUAAUGCUCAGUACUUCUUCGACAGUAAAACGUUGCAAUUUAUAAACAAAGUGUUUGAAGAUCUGAAAUUUCAAAAAAUCGUUUGUCUUGGUGCUCCACGCUUGCAUGACUUUUUCCGUUCAAAGGAACAUCAUAGUGUUAAAACUAUUUUGCUCGAUAUAGAUAAACGAUUUAAGACAUUCAAUUAUUCAGAAGAUUUCAUUCAUUACAACAUGUUGAAUCAUUUUUUCUUCGAUGGAAUGGAAGAUGAAGAAAAAUUAAUCAAAUUUCUUAAGGAUGAUGAUCAAAUAAGGUCAAAUAUAUGCCUGUUUACCGAUCCACCAUUUGCAGCUAGAACAGAGUUGUUAACUUGGACAAUUCGUCAAAUCUCAAACAUGUACAACAAAGCAAAUUGCUAUCAUAAAGUUCUUCCAAUCUUAUGGGUAUUUCCAUAUUUCAAUGAACUACAUAUUAAAAAGGAAAUGCCUGAAAUGGAAAUGCUCGAUUUUCAAGUCACAUACAUGAACCACAAAGCAUUUCGAGAAGGUUUUAAGGGAAGAAAAGCGGGAUCCCCUAUAAGAAUUUUCACAAACAUUGAACCGAAAUACAUAAAAUAUCCAGAAAACUUCAAGGAUUAUCGUUUUUGUAAUUCAUGCAAAAAAUUUGUAAGCAUUUCCAAUGUUCAUUGCAAUAUUUGCAAGGCAUGCCCAUCGAAAAAUGGCUCAACUUAUCGUCAUUGCACAAUCUGCAUCCUUUGUGUGAAACCAAAUUACAUUCACUGUCCAAAAUGUAAUCGUUGUGUACCUAAAGUCGAUCACGAUUGUUCAACUUAUCAACAACACCAAACUUGUUGGCUUUGUGAUCAGAAAGGUCAUGUGGAAACUUUUUGUAGAUUAAAUAAAAACAAUAAGAAAGGAAAACUUGGUAAAUGUUUCACUUGUAAAAUAAAGAAAUUCCAUAAUGUAAGAAAUUGUCCAUUAAAGAAAAUGAAUAAAUUUAAUUAA
Messenger RNA from Clunio marinus, 1425 nucleotides. Lineage: Eukaryota; Metazoa; Arthropoda; Insecta; Diptera; Chironomidae. The record is from the annotation of a GenBank genome assembly.